Molecule: messenger RNA, 1923 nt
Organism: Coregonus clupeaformis (lake whitefish)
Lineage: Eukaryota; Metazoa; Chordata; Actinopteri; Salmoniformes; Salmonidae
Product: V-type proton ATPase 16 kDa proteolipid subunit
Exons: 3
Coding region: 207-668 (153 amino acids)
Biological process (GO): proton transmembrane transport
Cellular component (GO): proton-transporting V-type ATPase, V0 domain
Molecular function (GO): proton-transporting ATPase activity, rotational mechanism
Source: RefSeq, a predicted model, not a curated record
CAUGUGACAUUUUCCGUGUCGCCAUUUUCUGCAGCUACACCGGUGUUCCUGUGAAGAGGUGGCUUCUUCUUGUCGUCCCUGUGUUGCAUGAAAGGCCUUGCAAUUGAAAGUCUUGAGAAUCGACAGAAACGUUGACGUUUAAAAGAAAGGAAAUACACGGUUGUGCGCUUUCACUGUCAGUAGCUUUUCCCUGAGCGCGUGGAAGAAUGUCGUCAGAAAGCCCCGAGUACUCCCCGUUCUUUGCAGUGAUGGGAGCCUCUGCGGCUAUGGUCUUCAGCGCAUUGGGGGCGGCCUAUGGCACGGCUAAGAGCGGCACGGGCAUCGCUGCCAUGUCGGUGAUGCGGCCGGAGCUCAUCAUGAAGUCCAUCAUUCCUGUGGUCAUGGCGGGUAUCAUCGCCAUCUACGGGCUGGUGGUGGCGGUGCUCAUCGCCAACAACAUUUCAGAGAAAGUCACGCUCUACAAGAGUUUCCUCCACCUGGGUGCUGGGCUGAGCGUGGGGCUGAGCGGGCUGGCGGCUGGUUUCGCCAUCGGCAUUGUGGGUGACGCAGGCGUUCGGGGCACCGCCCAGCAGCCCAGGCUUUUCGUGGGCAUGAUCCUCAUCCUGAUCUUCGCAGAGGUCCUGGGGCUCUACGGUCUUAUCGUGGCUCUCAUCCUCUCCACGAAAUAGAGAAAUAAAGAAAAUAACAAAGUCCUUCCAUCCGUCCGUGUACGUCUAGUCAACGCUACGUCAUCCAUUCCAUAUAUAAACAACUAAGAAAUAAAGAACAAAUUGGAGAGCAUGCCUUUACGCCCGGUUCCAAAUCAACUCCCUUUAGCCACUUCUUUCCUAGUGACACUACUUGAUGGUCCUUUGUAGAUCUAAUAGGUAUGAAUAAGUGUUAGCAAUAUGGUAAUAGUAAAGCCACAUACCUACCCCCUACCUACCUACAUUCCUUAAUCAUGCCUGUCAGAUCUACGAGGGAGGCAUCUUGAGGUGUUAUGGGCUGUGCCCCAAAUGGCACCAUAUUCUCUACAUAGUGCACUACUUUUGACCAGAGCUGUAUGGGCCAUAGUGCUCUGGUCAAAAGUAGUGCACUCAAUAGGGAAUAGGGUGCGAUUUGGGACACGACAUGGGGUUGAUUUGGGAUUGGGAGGGAAGUGAAAAGCGUCUCCUCUAUUCCAGUCGUAUCUCUUUUCCUGUACAGUCGUCCUUGAGUCCAGUAGUCAACCCCUUGUAAAUGUAGUGACGCGUUCGUCCUUCCUUCCUCCCAAUUUCCUCUCAUUUGUGUGUGUCUGCUAAAUUGCUUUUAUUAUUAUUGUUCCUUUGUUUUUGUUUUUUGUUUUAAUGUCUGAAGAACUGACUGUUGGACAAAUCAUUUUUUAUUUUUUUUUCUGGGGACCAUUUUCACAUUAAAGGACCUAACUAAUACGAGGACAUGGAAACUAUAUUUUUGUUUUGUUGUUUUUUUCACUAAUUAUUUAUGACGAUUUUGAAAUGUUAAUAAAACUGUUUUAAAUGGAACAAAGUCUUUAUCGAGUUCCCAAUGAGAGAGAGAUGUAAUGAAUGUGUAUAGCUAGGGUUACUAUGGAGACUGUCUCUGAUGUCCAGAUGUGGGCGUUAACUGUGUGUUUAUGCGGCUGGCAUGUAAAAGUGUGUGGCAUGUGAGCGUGCGUGUGUAUGCUGUGUAAGUGUGUUUGUUUUAACACUAAUACGUCAUUCUCAACACUCAUUCGUACGGUUGACCUGUAGUACUGGGGUGUUAUCAUUACUCCAAACGAAAACUAGACAGAUUCUAUUGGACAGAUUCAGGUAGGUUCCCCCCCGUUUGGUCGUAAACUGUUUCCAUUGCAAGACGUUAUGACAACCCCAGCCGUGGGGUUGCAGUUGCUCACUGUCGGGCCUCGUCUGUCUAAUUUCCAAUUAAAUCUCAACCUCCAAACCA